AUGUCAUUUGCUCAAUUCGCCAAUGGAGCUGAAUGUGGACCAGCUAACCCAAUGGCAGGUCUCAUGAAGCAGUUUCACCAGGAUCGCUCGCUUCAACAAGAUCGUUUUCAUGGUGCUGAAGCAGAGAGCUCCAAGGCUGGUGGUUUUCGUAGCCGUGUGAACGCAAGUGCAGCAGUUGAUAGGCAGUUUACUGAGGAGUUCUUACGUGAUGAUAUGACGAGACCCAUGCAACAACAACAACAACAUCCAGCAUUCGAGUUUGGAGGUUUAUCGCGAGAAUUAGAAUCGAUUCAUCACAAACAAAAGCAACCGGCACAUCCGCAUCAGUGGACAAAUGAUUUCAUGCAUCAACAACAUGCAAUGCCUGUAAAUGAUCCAAGUCAGUAUGAGGAAUUUGAUAGAAUUUACGAGCAAAAUCGUAUGCAAGCUCAACAAUGGCGACAGGAGUUUACUACCUUUGAACCAGUGCAUCAGCAACCAAUGAUGGCACAGCAUGAACGACAAGCAUUUGAAGCAGCUUUUGAUCAAGCCAAGCAAGGCGCAGAGAUUAAUUGGGAUAAGGAAUUCGCUGAACGAGAGGCGAUUACCAACAAAGAGGAGCCAGCUAGUGAUGCAUGGGUGGAUGACUAUAUCAAACAAAGUGGAUCAGAGACAUCAGGCAAUAUGUGGAGUACCGAGUUUGCCGCUAAGAAUGAGCGAGGAUGGGCCGAGGAAUUCGAAGAGCAACAACAGCAACAACCAGCACCAGCACCAGCUCGAACAGGAAAUCCUUUGGAUGAUUGGAUUGCCAUGUACAAACAAAGCAUUGCACCAUUGAAUACAGCACAAGAUGCGGCAUGGGAUAAUAUGCAAAAGGAUUGGAAUCAUUUGGGAACCGGUCAACAAGGUCAAGGUUAUCGUGCAGUCAACCCUGAAUACGAGGCAUAUCGAUUUGCUAUCGACAAUCCAUAUACAAAUGAUCCUACAGCCAUUGAGCGUAAACAGCAACCCUCUCUCACCGAUACCAUUCUCUCUCUCGAAGCAAAGGCAAAAUUGGAACCAAACAACGCCAACACAUGGCAGCAGCUGGGUCUGUUGCAACAAGAAAAUGAGCGAGAUGGCGCUGCUAUCGCUGCAUUGAACAAGGCACUUUCUCAAGAUCCCAGUCUUUUGAAUGGAUGGCUCGCACUGGCUGUGAGUUACAGCAAUGAGAAUUGUAGAGCAGAAGCACAUGAUGCCUUGGAAAAUUGGAUGAAGAACAAUGAAAAGUACAAGGACCUUGCAAAUCGAUCAUCAUGGCGACAAGAUCGACAUGCUCAUAUUACUAACAUGUUCCUUGACGCUGCUCGAUCAAGCCCUGAACUCGAUGCUGAUGUACAAAUUGGUCUUGGUGUCUUAUUCAACAUGUCAGAAGAAUACGCCAAAGCCGUGGAUUGUUACAAGGCUGCUCUUCAAAGCCGACCACGUGAUUAUCUUCUUUGGAACAAAUUGGGUGCUACCCUUGCCAACGCAAAAGAAACAUCUGCUGCCAUUGACGCCUAUUUCAAUGCACUUGAAAUCAAUCCAUCUUAUGUGCGUGCUCGUUACAAUCUUGCUAUCAGCUGCAUCAAUUUUGGUCAACACCGAGAAGCCGCCGAGCACUUGCUUACAGCUUUGGCUAUUCAACAAACGGCGGAUACAAGGGUACCGAUGGUCAUGGAUCAAAACGGCAAUCGUGUUGCGUUGCAGACUGGUAUGAGUGACAAUGUAUGGGAUAGCCUGAGAAUGCUCAUGUCCACGAUGAAUCGCCCUGAUCUUGCAGGACAAUGCAAUAAGCGUAACUUGGAUGCGUUCCGUGGCGAGUUUGAUUUCUGA
Molecule: messenger RNA, 1833 nt
Organism: Lichtheimia ornata
Lineage: Eukaryota; Fungi; Mucoromycota; Mucoromycetes; Mucorales; Lichtheimiaceae
Exons: 6
Coding region: 1-1833 (610 amino acids)
Biological process (GO): protein import into peroxisome matrix, docking
Cellular component (GO): cytosol; peroxisomal membrane
Molecular function (GO): protein binding
Source: RefSeq, a predicted model, not a curated record